AGUACCGAGGGUCGUCUUCUCCCUCCCCUAUUCCUCUCCAACAGCCAGGUUUCCAUAGGUCUCUAAUACUCAUUUGAGCCCUAGGUUGGAGGGGCACCACCCUAAUGCCAAGUUCUGGGCCACAAGUACCCUCAGCGUGCCAUAUAUGAGUCCCUCUACCCCACUCAUAGCAUCUAUGUGACCUCUGACCCCUCCAGUGACCUCUGACCCCUCUGGUAGGGCCCCCUCCCUAGGGCUCCAUUUGCUCAUUGGAGUGGAGGGUAGCAAUGGAGGUGGGCAACCACUUCCAGACCUUUGAGGACUUCAGGGAGUGCUUCAAUGCCUACAAGAGGGAGAACAAAUGCACCUUCGGGCUGAGGAACUGCAUCUCCGUCCGCUUCCACAACCUCAACCAUGGCACCUCCAUCCGCGAGGACAUCACGUAUAUGCAGGUAAAAUUUGUUUGUACCCGGGCCCAAUCAUACAGAAAGCAGAAGCUGGAACCCAACAUGUGUCCAGCAUACUUAGUCCUGAAGUAUGAUGAGGAAUUGGACAGACUAUUUAUCAGUGAGCUGAACACCCAACACAUCCAUGUUGAAACCAAAACUGCUGCUGUCCCACCAGCUGGCUCUUCUCCUGGACAGAGAGCCUCAGAACUGUGUAGGAACUCCCAGGUCGAUACCUCUGACAAAUUUCAGUCAAAACUGUGGCAGAUGGAACCCAAGCAUGGGAAGACCACCUCUAAGGACACUGAGACAGCAAAGAAAUCCUUAGCUGAGCCCUCCUCUUUCCCCACCGAGAACCCUGUUCUUCCCGAACUGAGGCAAAAGGGCAUCACCCCUUUGGACCUGGCACAUGUGGCAGAAGUGAUGAAGAAUUUCCUAAAGGCAGACAUGGGCUCCAUGGCCUCUCUGAGUGUGGGCAGCAACCAAAACCUUGACCGAUUCAGCUUCCAGAGCAGCAAGAUGCAGGACCUUUUUGUUCGCUUCCCAGAGAACCUUUUGCUACACCGAGUUGAGAACAGCCAUGGUCAUGUGCUUUAUGCCUUCCUGGUGGAAAGCAAGGAGCGGGAGGGACGGGUGGUGCACUUUGCGGUGCUCAGGGAAGAGACAGCCUCCUCUGUCGCCAAGAUGCUGAGUGUCUUCACUGAGUUCAAUUCUGACUGGUCCAAGGUCAGGGUCAUCUUUGUAGAGCCAUCCUUCCAGCACCGAGAUGUGGUGCAGGAGCUGUUCCCCUUAGCGCGUGUGCUUCUCUCCAUCUACCACACAACCCGCCUCCUGGAGAAGAAGCUGCAGAGGAGCCGGGCCAGUCAGUCCUUCAAGCACCUGAUGAAGGAGGCCUUGCGGGAAGCAGUGUUUGUCGCCUCAGGCCCUGGCCUACAGAAACUCUCCAGGAUGGCAGAGACCCUCCUGGACAAGGACCUCUAUGACUACCUGCAGACCCACUGGUUCUCUUGUGAACUGCUUUGGUAUAUGCAUGCUCGCAAGGGUCUUCAUGCCUGUAGUACCUACAUGGACAGCCUUGACCUGGUUACAAGCCAAGUUUCUAGUCUCUUCAGAGAGCAGCAGUCCCUGGUGGGCUGCAUUUUGCGCUUUGUGGAUUAUGUUGACUUUUUCAACACCAAACGACCGAAGAACCCGCCCCAGCCUCUCCCUAGUGCGGGGAAGGCUAAGCCGAAGGGUUAUAUUCCUUUGAGACCCAAAGGAGCCACAGAUAGUUAUGUACCGAUCCUGUCCAAGACACCCAAGCUUCCUAAUGAAACCACCCCCCAGUGUCCUCAGCAGCAGCCACAGUCAGAGCCACAGAUGCAGCAGGCCGUUUGGGGUGACAUGCUAGAGGCCUUGCACAAGAAUGGCUCUGAGCUUGCCUACCAGCUCUGCCAUCGUGAGUGGGAGGUGGUGCAGAACUCCACUCAGCUGGUGGAAGCGGCUGGCUGUGCAGCAGAGGUGCAGUUGCUGGAAGACUCCCAUCAGGUUAGCAAGGAUGGGUGCACUUGCAGCUGUUCCUUCCAGCAGCAAUAUCACUUACCAUGCCGCCAUGUCCUUGCCAUGCUCCACACCAACAAGGAGCCCAUCGGGGAGGCCAUGGUGUGUAGGCGGUGGCAGAGGCGCUACCAGCACCUCCUUGGGCCCCACGGGGAGCUUCGGGACCCUGUCAAAGACUUGAACAUCAACCAGGCAUGGGAGGAGGGUAGAGGGGACGUGAUCCAAAGCCUCAGCAGGGAGCUGGCCAACCUGCUGAUGCAGAGUGAAGGGGCGGAGCUGGAGGAACGCUGUUCUACUUUGGGAAAGAUUGUGGACAUAUGGGCUGAGCCUUGUGAGCUGACAGAGAUUGAUCCGCAACAGGGAGGCUACAGCGAUGUAGGGCAUCUCCCUUUCCUCUGGGUGAAGCAGGAGGAAGCUGAGAGGCUUCCCCCUUUGGCAACCACAAUACUCCUAGACUGAGGCGCCCAAUAAAAAGCCAAAGACCUCUUUAGAAAGCAGAACAGGAGUGGGACUAGUACACACCAAAGCCUCUCCUUUCUUAUUUUGUUUUGUCCAUCUCGUCUCAUACCAGGCAGGGCUAAUGAUGAAUUGAGGGAUGAGAUCACGCUUUUGUCUUCAGUCGGUCAGUACCACUGGUAUGUCUGUGCCCUUAGACCUGUGACUAGAAGUUGGGCUGGCCCUUGGGAUUAGGAAAGGGCCUAAAUGCCCUAUUCCUUUUCUUGGCAUCCUUCUUGUCCCAAAGGUUCAGUGUAUUAAAAAAAGUUGUGUUCAUGUUGAGGGAUCUCUUACAUAGGUCAAUUUCUACCCACUCUGAGGCUGGGACUUCCCUUCUCCAGAAUAGACUAGUCAGGACCUAGCAAGGGAGCUACUCAGGAAAGAAGGGAGAAAAGGUAGUUUCUGGAUGUUGCUGCUAUACACAGAGAUUCUGUCACUAUACCCGU
Dromiciops gliroides (monito del monte) is the source of this 2905-nucleotide messenger RNA. It is a transcript of the gene ZSWIM3, whose product is annotated as zinc finger SWIM-type containing 3. NCBI's taxonomy places the organism in Eukaryota, Metazoa, Chordata, Mammalia, Microbiotheria, Microbiotheriidae. Gene Ontology annotation, molecular function: zinc ion binding. The coding region runs from base 267 to 2423 and encodes 718 amino acids. The record is from RefSeq and is a predicted model, not a curated record. The transcript has 2 exons.